GCAAAUAUAUUUCUCAACAUCUUUGGUGAAGGGAGCCGGCGGAUGGUCCUCCAGGCGGGCGAGCGGAUCACAGAUGGUCCUCCACCACAGGCUAGGGAGCCGCCAUUGAUGGCAGCCAGGGUGCCGGUGAGCCCCCCCCCCCUCAUCUGCUCGGUGUGCGGGCUGAACUUCGAUGGAGGACCACAUGAUGGGGCACACCAAGGAGAAGCGUUAUGAGUGUGAUGUGUGUGGCAAGGCCUGGCGGAGCCCGAGCCGGCUGGAGAUCCACCGGCGGGUUCACACGGGAGAGCGCCCCUUCGACUGCUCGGAGUGCGGCAAGAGCUUCACCCGCUACGACCACCUGCUGCAGCACAACCGCGUGCACGCCAGCGAAAGGCCCUUCAUCUGCUCCACCUGCGGCAAGAGCUUCACCCGCUACGCAAACCUGCAGCAGCACAACCGCAUGCACUCCGGCGAGAGGCCCUUUACCUGCUCUGCCUGUGGCAAGAGCUUCAAGACGGCGAAUCACCUGAAGGUGCACCGACGGGUGCACACGGGUGAGAAGCCCUAUGGCUGCUCCACCUGCGGCAAGAGCUUUGCCCAGUUGUCGGGGCUGCAGGAACACCAGCGGGUGCACAGCAGUGAGCGGCCCUUCACCUGCUCCAACUGCGGCAAAGGCUUCAAGUCGUCGCCAGACCUGAAGCGGCACAGGCGCGUGCACACUGGGGAGCGGCCCUACACCUGCGCCCAGUGCGGCAAGGGCUUCACCCAGUCCAGCAACCUGCUGUCCCACAAGCGCACCCACACUGGUGAGCGACCCUACACCUGCGCCCAGUGCGGCAAGGAUUUCACCCACUCCACCAGGCUGCUGUCCCACCAGCGCAUCCACACCGGCGAGCGACCCUACACUUGCAGCUACUGCGGCAAGGGCUUCAUCUGCUCCAGCAAGCUGCUGGUGCACCAGCGCACCCACACCGGCGAGCGCCCCUUCACCUGCACCCAGUGUGGCAAGGGCUUCACCCGCUCCUGCACCCUGCUGGUGCACCAGCGCAACCACACUGGCGAGCGUCCCUACACCUGCAGCUACUGCGGCAAGGGCUUCACCCAGUCCAGUCACUUGCUAUCCCACCAGCGCACCCACAACGGCGAGCGUCCCUACACCUGCAGCUACUGCGGCAAGGGCUUCAUCUGCUCCAGCAAGCUGCUGUCCCACCAGCGCAACCACACCGCCGAGCACCCCUACACCUGCAGCUACUGCGGCAAGGGGUUCAUAUGCUCCAGCACCCUGCUGGAGCACCAGCGCACCCACACCGUUGAGCGCCCCUUCACCUGCACCCAGUGCGGCAAGGGUUUCACCCGAUCCUCCAGGCUGCUGUCCCACCAGUGCACCCACACCGGCGAGCGCCCCUACACCUGCGCCCAGUGCGGCAAGGGCUUCAUCCGCCCUGGCACCCUGCUGGAGCACCAGCGCACCCACACUGGCGAGCACCCCUACACCCGGUCCUCCAGGCUGCUGUCCCGCCAGCGGGUGCAUGCCGGCGACCGUCCCGUCCCCAGCCCGGUGUGUGGAGAGCGCUUUGCCAUGGCCUCCCACGCCCUGUCUCACCAGCGCGUGCACACCAGUGGCCAGCCCUAUGACUGCCCGUACUGCGGUGAGCAGUUUGACAGCUCGCGGGGGUUGCGGCAGCACCGGCGGACCCACGCCGGCCUUGCAGCUGCUCCCAUUGUGACAAGAGAGCAUGGGGCUGCUGGAGCACCCGCAGAUACACACCGGAGAGAGACCCUUUGUGUGCCCUGAGUAUGGCAAGGCAUUCACCCGCCUUGACCACCUGCUGGAGCACCGACAAGACCACACCGGCCAGCGCCCCUUCACCUGCCCGCUCUGCGGCAAGGCCUUUGCCCACUCCUCCAGCCUGCUGGCACAUCGCCACGUGGAUAGAUAG
Molecule: messenger RNA, 1922 nt
Organism: Leucoraja erinaceus (little skate)
Lineage: Eukaryota; Metazoa; Chordata; Chondrichthyes; Rajiformes; Rajidae
Product: zinc finger protein 883-like
Exons: 2
Coding region: 173-1777 (534 amino acids)
Biological process (GO): regulation of transcription by RNA polymerase II
Molecular function (GO): DNA-binding transcription factor activity; RNA polymerase II cis-regulatory region sequence-specific DNA binding
Source: RefSeq, a predicted model, not a curated record